UAUAAAGGUGCCAGACACCAUGGUCCAGCCUGCACAGAGCAGUUUCAGCCUCCCAGCAGAGGGAUCCUCCCCAAAGAUCUCCCACCUCUCCUUCCUAAGCCUCCUGCUUGGAGCUGAUCUCUGCCCAGCGAGCGGCUCUGCAGCUUCCCAGCGCUCAGCGAGCAGCUUUCUGGAGAAUGUCCUGGAGUGACAUCUUCUACCCGGACAACCCCCGGCGGCGGGAGCGGGUGACACGGUUGCACCAGGAGCUGAUCAACUGCAUGGAGCUCAAUUUUGAUGCCACUAAUGACCUGAUUGGAGCCCUCAACACCCACUGUCAGUGCAAGCUGCACCCCAUCCACAUACAGGAGAAAGGCACCCUCCAGGACAACUGCAACGUGCUCCUGGCAGCCAUAAAGGCCGUGCAGGGUGAGCUGCAGGACAUUGACGAACAGCUGAAGAGAAAACUGGAGCCCCACCUCUACCGAAAGCUCCAUGAUUUCCAGGAGCCAGAAAGCAAGAAGAUGCAGAUUCUGCGCUCUGUGACCACCGUAGUUGCUGGACUCACUGGCACCGUGGCUAUGGGGAUCUUCGUUAAACUGGCCUUGUCGGAGGUGGGAACCAUCAUCCUGUCCAGACUUAUGACAGUCGUGGUGAAGAUCGGUGUCUCCGUGGGCGGCGCCGUAGCUGGCAUCCUUCUGGGCGCGGGUGUCGACAUGAUUGUCAGCGCCAUCCUGGGCGCUGUAGAAAGAAGCCAGCUAGAGGAGGCGAUUGAGGAACUCGAGGGGAUCGUGAAGGAGUUCAAGCCGGCCUCCAAGGAGUACAGCAAAACCAUCAUGAGGGUCAUGCUCAUGCUGUCAUGACAGGCCACACUGCACGUCACUACUUCGGGAACUAAGGCCGUGGGGCCAGCUCCUGCCUUAACACAGCCCCCUGAAAGGCAGCACAAUAAAUGAUUUCUAGCU
This is a messenger RNA of Pelodiscus sinensis (Chinese soft-shelled turtle), 944 nucleotides long. The record is from RefSeq and is a predicted model, not a curated record. Lineage: Eukaryota; Metazoa; Chordata; Testudines; Trionychidae.